GAAUGCAUGGUUUUUGUCUUUUUAUAUUCAGUCUAACAUGCCAUGGAUAAGAAAAUGGUGGUGUCUAACUCUGAUGAACAGUGGUCUGGAAAAACAUGGACAGAGGAAGCUUCACAUCUGAUGAAAGUGAACUUUGAGCCUGUCUCGAGGGAGUCGCGCAUCAUGAGGGACCUCCGCAGUGAUGUGUGCUGGAUUCGCAAGAAUCACUCUCUCUUCCGUGGAGAGGUGACCGAACCUACUGUUCUCCAGAUGGAGGCUGAGGAUCAGCAGGAAGCACUCAGGGAGGUCAUGGAGGGUCAACAUGACAACAGGAAUGACCCAUUCAUGUUUAUUUUUAGUAAUAGGGAGGACAUGGAAACCUUCCUCUCUAAUUGCAUUGAUGGGAUGGGUAUUAAAAUUCAUGCCAUGUUUACAUAAUACAAAUUUUUCCUCAUUUUAUUCUGUUCCAUAUACUCUUUUUUUGUUUUUUGUUUUUUUUGCACAUUUGUUCAAAUUUAUUUAUGCAUCAAUACACUACAAAUAAAAUGUUUGCCAAAUUA
Messenger RNA from Paramormyrops kingsleyae, 539 nucleotides. NCBI's taxonomy places the organism in Eukaryota, Metazoa, Chordata, Actinopteri, Osteoglossiformes, Mormyridae. The record is from RefSeq and is a predicted model, not a curated record.